AAUGAAAUGUUAUGACAUAUGAUUUUUAAAUUACUUAUAUGCAACAUACUGUAAACCAACUUUUAUUCGCGUGCUAGAAAUUUUUGCGAGGUUUGCGAGAGCCUCGUCGUCGCGUAUAUUUCUUCCCGCGAACCAGUCUUUAUUGUAUGGUUGUUAUAACAAAAUACGGGUUUGGUCGCGAACAUUAGUCGUCGCCAACCAAUAGGCCGUGUAAGUCUCGCGCGCCUCCUUUACAAGAGAGCACUUCCGAGAACCAUGGUGUAUUGUUUUGCUUUUGGGUGCAACCACAGGAGUGAUCGACAUAGUAAGAACGACACACAGUGCCAUCUCUUUCGUUUUCCAACCAAUGUAAAAUUAAGAAAAAAGUGGAUAGAUCUCUGCAGACGUGCUGACAGAGAUUGGAACGAAGGGGACCGCAUAUGUAGCUGUCAUUUCGAAGGCUGCAAGGACAAAGACACCAGCAUAUUUGUUUAUUCUAAACCAAAAUUUCCAGACGUUGCUGACAUUCGAAAAAGGAAGAAGUUUGCAGAAAUUGAAAAGGUGCCUACAGUGGAGAGUACAUGUACAAUUGGUACAUGUAGGGGUGGUGUUGAGGAGCCAACCUCUGUGCUCUUUACAGCAGAGAGUAGUGCUGCACUUGACCAUCCAUACUUCCACCCGUGUCCUUCUUUCCAGUGUGCAUCCAAAAUAAAUGAAUGUCAGGCUAAGAUAAAAGAACUGGAGAUAGAGAUAAGGACAUUAGAAAUUGAUAUUGAAAGGCUGAAGAAAUCAAGGCCUGUAAUGUCUGUUGAUGCCAUGAAAAAUAACCAAGAAAAGAUGCUGUUGUACACAUCCUUUACAUAUGACAUUUUCAAGAUCAUUGUUGCCACUUUUCAGAGAUUUGAACCUCUGAAUUAUUAUUCAGGAUGGAAUGUCACAAAUAUGAGUUUGGAAGAUCAAGUUCUCAUAACCUUGAUGAAACUGCGACUACGGGAUCUUGACCUAGCAGACAGGUUUUCCACGAGUAGAGCUACAAUCUCUAACAUAGUUAACACUAUUAUUUGUGCUUUGCAUGAGAUUUUUUAUAAGGGCAUUAUGGUUAGAGUAGGCAUGCCCAGUCAAUUAAAAUGUAAGGGCUCCAUGCCUAAAUCGUUUGAAGAUUUCGGUUCUGCUAGAGCAUCAAUUGACUGUACAGAAAUAACACAGGAUGUUCCUUCGGACUUUAAUCGACAAAGUGCAUCAUAUAGCAAUUAUAAAAGUCGGCAUACUGUGAAAGCGCUUACAGCUGUUGCACCCAACGGUUCAUGUGUAUAUGUUUCACCGUUGUAUCCUGGAUCUGUGUCGGAUGCCAUCAUUGUUAAACAUUCACUUUUUUUGAAAACCUUGAACCAGGAGAUCUAAUCCUAGCUGACAAAGGCUUUAAUAUCCAUGACCAAAUGCCAUCAGGUGUGCAACUCAAUAUUCCUCAAUUUUUGAUAAACAAGACUCAGUUUACAAGUAAAGAAGCCGAACUUUGUUAUAAGAUUAGUAGAAACCGAAUUCAUGUUGAGAGAGUGAAUGAACGAUUCAAGAACUACCAAAUUUUGAACCACAUACCAGCUAACUACCGUCCACUGUCUACAAAGAUAAUGCAGCUGUGUGCAUGUUUGGUAAACCUUCAAGCACCUUUGCUCAAAGAGAUUGCUUAGAACUUUUUGAAAGUUGUUUUCAUAUUAAAAUAAAAAAACAUUAAUUAGUUUUUUCCAUGAUGAUCUCCAUGAAAAAAUUAUUUAAUACUUAUUUUAUGUCAGCAGUAUAUUUUUCAUUUUGUAAAGGUGUAGCAGUCAUGGUUAUGAUAUUUGCUAGCUAUGUAAACAGUUUUGAUAAGAGAUGUAUAUCACUAUGCACUUUAAUUGACACAUUGUUUAAACAAAUGUGCCUAGAUUUUUCUUUAAUCUAUAAUAUCUAAAUAUAAAAAAGAUCUGUG
Magallana angulata is the source of this 1945-nucleotide messenger RNA. RefSeq lists its product as uncharacterized. The record is from RefSeq and is a predicted model, not a curated record. The coding region runs from base 256 to 1380 and encodes 374 amino acids. The transcript has 5 exons. NCBI's taxonomy places the organism in Eukaryota, Metazoa, Mollusca, Bivalvia, Ostreida, Ostreidae.